Molecule: messenger RNA, 1185 nt
Organism: Ostrinia furnacalis (Asian corn borer)
Lineage: Eukaryota; Metazoa; Arthropoda; Insecta; Lepidoptera; Crambidae
Gene: Rad23
Product: UV excision repair protein Rad23
Exons: 1
Coding region: 169-1140 (323 amino acids)
Biological process (GO): nucleotide-excision repair; proteasome-mediated ubiquitin-dependent protein catabolic process
Cellular component (GO): cytosol; nucleoplasm
Molecular function (GO): polyubiquitin modification-dependent protein binding; proteasome binding; ubiquitin binding
Source: RefSeq, a predicted model, not a curated record
CUGUGAUAGCCACCAACCUCGUAUCCGAACGUACUUGUUGUUGGAUAAUUUGGAUUUGGCGUUUGAGGUUAUGUUUACUGCAUAUUUUGUCGAGUCAGAAUUAAGAAGAGUAUUUGAAGGUGCUACAAGUACUAAAUCCUAGUUAAAUCGACGGCUACGUAAUAAAAAAUGUUGGUGACACUGAAAACGUUACAACAAUUAUCUUUCCAAAUAGAAAUCGAUCCAGAGGAAACUGUCAAAGCCCUCAAGCUCAAAAUUGAAGUUGAAAAAGGGAAAGACUAUGCUGCUGACCAUCAGAGACUCAUUUACGCCGGAAAGAUACUUCUCGACGACAAUAAGAUAAGUACUUAUAAUAUAGAUGAGAAAAAAUUCAUCGUCAUCAUGGUUACAAAGCCUAAAACAUCGGAAAUUCAAGCAUCAUCUACUUCCGCUCCUGAAGCUGGUGAAAGUGCUUCAACAGAGAGUGGUGACGGUAAAGACAAAAAACCUGUAGAGGAAACACCGAAACCGCCUGCAGCUGCUGAACCAGAACAUUCUGCUGAACCUCCAGCAGUCGCCAAUGAGCCAGAUUUUGAGGCAACUGUUCAAAGCAUUAUGGAUAUGGGCUACAACCGUCAACAGGUCGAACAGGCAUUGCGCGCUUCAUUUAAUAACCGUGAGAGAGCUGUAGAGUACUUAAUCACAGGUAUACCAGAUGACUUACUUCAAGAACAAGAGGGGGAAGAAGGUUCUGAUGAAGACCCAUUAGCUUUCCUUCGUGAUCAGCCCCAAUUUCAACAAAUGAGGGCUGUCAUACAACAAAACCCUAACUUAUUGAAUGCUAUUCUCCAGCAAAUUGGUCAAACUAAUCCUGCCCUACUGCAAGCGAUAAGUCAACAUCAACAAGCAUUUGUCAGAAUGUUAAAUGAACCAGUCAAUCCCACUAGUGGUAGUGCUGCUGCUGAGGAAAGUGUUGCGGAGUCCCAGCCCCCUCAACAACCUCAGAAUGUAAUCCAAGUUUCUCCUCAGGACAAAGAAGCCAUAGAACGGUUAAAAGCUUUGGGAUUUCCUGAGCAUAUGGUGAUACAAGCUUACUUUGCUUGUGAAAAAAAUGAAAAUCUGGCAGCAAACUUCUUGCUAUCAAAUAAUUUUGAUGAUUAAAUUAAUAUUACUUGAAACAGUGAAGAGACAAAAUUACAAAUUUUA